AUGGUGGUUCCAGGCAUGAACCACCGAUUGUUUCUCUCAAUGAAGACCCUCGGACUUGCCUUGGGGAAGGGCUUCUUGCGAGUCUACCUAUCUUUGACCUUUUUGAUCCUCGACAACUGUAUUCUCUUCGCCACCAUCCUCCUCGCCAGAUUUCGUUUUCGCUCGAAACCAAACCGACGCCAGGAAGUCCUAAAAAAUGUACAUUUCUAUCCUAAGACAGUCCUAAUCACUGGAAUCGGAACGCCACAAGGUCUCGCUCUGGCGCGUGCUUGGGAUGCCGAGGGUCACCGUGUAGUAGGCGUUGACGUCGCUGAUCUGGAUCUUCCCGUUCGGUCGGGUGGGGGCAUGUCAAAGACCCUGGUCGCAUUCUACCGAGUGCGCAAGGACCACUACCUUUCGAGGAUACUGGACAUCAUCCAGCGUGAAAAGGUCGAUGUGUGGAUUCCAUGUUCGCCCAAGGCAUCCGCCAUGGAAGAUGCCACUGCCCGUCAAGUUGUGGAGAACCGCACAAACUGCAAGUGUAUUGCAUUUGAUACAGAAAUGACAGCCUGUUUUCGCAAUACAGACGCUUUUCGCUUAUAUUUGGCCGAGAAAAAGCUUCCCAUGCUCGAGUACCACCAGGUUCAGUCGCGUGACUCCAUUCACAAGAUUCUGCACCGGUCGCCGACCAAAUCUUACAACAUACGGCGUCUGAGUUCAGAAGCCCCCGGCGCGGCUGUGAUUCUACCCCAGCGUACCCUUAGCAAGACAUACUCGGAGGUUAGUGAAAUACAGAUAUCAAAGGACUCCCCGUGGGUUCUUCAGCAACAAACUCGACUUGGGGAGUUCUUUGCCGAUGUGCUGGUGGUGCGGGGUUAUGUCCACGCCAUCAAGGUUCGCCUGGCCGAAUCUCGAUCCCCUCAUUGGGGUGCCUCACCACUGGACGAAGCUCUCGCGAAAGCUGUACAUCAGCUCAUGCAAACCUUUGCCGAGAAGGGUGGUGCACGGAUGACGGGCCAUCUAUCGGUGAGGCUCCUGGUUGACGAAGAAUUCGACACAUCUUCAGUACGCCACACCAUUCAUAUCGCCGAUUGCGUCCCUGGAGCCCUAGCUUUGGAAAACCUUCUCCGCGAUGCACGAUGCCCAGUUCGAGGCUAUCUUUCUGUGUUAUCUCAACAGCCAAUCGAGCCUGCCUCUUGGAACGUACCUGCGACUCUCUCGCCCAGCCCACGCUCCCGGCCCACGAUCAUCGAUCGGGAUCUUGUGUCUCCUUUUAUCUCCAUUUUUGUGUCAUUGGAUUUUGCGAAGCGGGUGCUUGCCAUCCUCGAGGCUGAGUUGGUACCUUUUCUAUUUUGGAAGGACGAACAGUUCUCGCUUAACGACCCUUUACCUUGGUGGUGGCAUGUCCACGUAUACCAGCCCCUACGGGAGAUUUGGCAGCUCAUGAAGCAAACAAGGGCAGCGGGAUUGACGGCGAAUCCCUUUGCAGGAUGA
This is a messenger RNA of Penicillium verhagenii, 1473 nucleotides long. RefSeq lists its product as uncharacterized. The record is from RefSeq and is a predicted model, not a curated record. The transcript has a single exon. Lineage: Eukaryota; Fungi; Ascomycota; Eurotiomycetes; Eurotiales; Aspergillaceae. The coding region runs from base 1 to 1473 and encodes 490 amino acids.